Messenger RNA from Heterobasidion irregulare TC 32-1, 1567 nucleotides. RefSeq lists its product as uncharacterized. NCBI's taxonomy places the organism in Eukaryota, Fungi, Basidiomycota, Agaricomycetes, Russulales, Bondarzewiaceae. The record is from RefSeq and is a predicted model, not a curated record. Bases 60 to 1325 code for a protein of 421 amino acids. The transcript has 2 exons.
GCAAGCGACCGAUCCCGCCUGGCCGCGGACGUGCAUUGGGCGCCCUCAUCUCAACCGAGAUGAAUGCUGCACGCGACAUUCACCUUCGCAAGGCAGUCCUUCGCGCGCUGCAUCGGCCUCUGUCUACUCUCCUCUCCACCGUCUCUGCACAGCUUUUAGUACUUCUGUCCUCACCCGCUUUCCUCAGCCCCGCUAUACCGACGCCUCAGGCACCACAUCCAAACCCGACUCAGAUGCACGCUCUAGGCUAUGCCACCCUUGCUGGCGAGCUGCUGGAUACGUUUGAUGAUCUGCGCCUGGGGAUUGAUACCGACUCUAGAGCCGAUGGGUUGAAGCCAAUCAGGGAUGGCCUAACCGCUUUAGUCAAUCGAGUCAUCAAUCCCCUUGCUGCUGGAAUAGUGGAUGAUUUGAUGCGUCUCAUUGCCGCACUGGAAUUCGCACCAGCUCCCAACGGCCCGUCAAGCAAUUCGGCGUCCAAGGUGUCAUUAACGCCAAAGGCUAGCACUUCACAGCAUCCGUCCAUUACUGCACUCCAGGCCGUGAUCCCUGUUUACGCGAGCACACUCUCCCUAUACUUUGCCACGUCUGCAUCACAGGCGACUCUCGCGACUCAUCUCAUAGCCCUUGUGUGGAGUGGGCUCGUGGCGCUCUCUAACCGCUUCCCAUCGCCGUCUACGCCACCUUCCUCUCCUGCUACCCUCCCUGCAGUCACCAAGAAAGGCCGUGGCACCACCCCUCCCACCACUCCUCCAUCCUCGAGGUUCAUGCUCAAGCUCCCCCCUUCUCGGCCUCCCUCCCCACACGCCGAGCGUGCGCCCCCGUCUGUGAUUACGGACACCCGUAUGCUCUACGAUCUCCUGCGCUCGCUCCCUCGUCCGGGUGCUGAGAAAGAACGCUUGCGGUUCGCGAGAGAGGCCGUAGAUGACGCAUUCACCCAGCUCCAAUCGCUCAUCUCACUCUUCGAGCUGGUCAGCACGUGCGGGCCUGUCUUGGAUCAUAAGGACCUGGAGGAGUCCACGGCGGAUAUAUCUACCCUGAUCGCCCUGCCCGUUCUGUUUAAUGCGUACGUGUUCCCUUCUCAUGGGUCAAGCGCACGCACCGUGGCAUCUAUGCUCGGGCUUUCGGAGGAACGGUAUAAGGCGGAGUGUCUCGCCAAGCCUGCCAGGGCGGAAGAAUAUACCAUCUCGGUGGGUAAGCGGCUGCUUGACAUACUCGGCCAGCAGACCGGUGUCCCUCUUAGCCCCGCGGCGGGUGCUGUCGCGAACUGGCUCACAAUGGAGGUGGAGUCCGCUGAAGCUGACGCCGAGGAUGAUGCAGUCGUGUGAACCAAGUCGAACAACAUACAUACAACGGUUACUUUUUCACUGGACAUUCUUGUCGAUGCUGGUAUAUCUUGGAAUUCGGUUGUGCAGAAACCUACUUAUUCUAUUUACUUUCUUUCUGUUUUGGCGUCUCGAUGCUACCGGAGUUCGUCGCCACUAUUGUAUAAUUUACUUUAUUCCGUUGGAAUGGAUGUUCAGUCGACGUACUUGACCUGGAAUACAUGACUUUCUCUUCUUUUCGCUCG